Phacochoerus africanus (Common warthog) is the source of this 5807-nucleotide messenger RNA. RefSeq names its product semaphorin 5A (gene SEMA5A). Gene Ontology annotation, biological process: semaphorin-plexin signaling pathway; axon guidance; axon extension. The coding region runs from base 649 to 3870 and encodes 1073 amino acids. The transcript has 23 exons. The record is from RefSeq and is a predicted model, not a curated record. NCBI's taxonomy places the organism in Eukaryota, Metazoa, Chordata, Mammalia, Artiodactyla, Suidae. Gene Ontology annotation, molecular function: chemorepellent activity; semaphorin receptor binding.
ACGGCGCCGGCGGCGGCUGCUCUUGCUGCGCCCGCUCCCGCGCGCUGUGCUUCCGCCGCGGGAGGGCUCCGCAGCCCCCAGCCGCCCUAGGUCCCUGCCCGGAGGCGGCCCCCAGUCUCCAUCUCCUCUUGCCUGGGCGGCCUGGCGCUUGUGGUCCGGCCCACGGGCUCCCCUCUCCCACUCGCAGGUUCCCUGCGGAGCUGGCUCCAGCAUCCAACUUUGCCUCCUCGCCCGUCGCCGCCGCGGGGCGCGAACCUGCUCACCCCUCGUCCGGCUGUGCGCCCGGGAACCGUGCGCCUGGCUCUCGAGCCCGCGCCCCCAGCCUGGAGCGCAGCGAGUUGGGGGUGGCUCUGGGGGAGUGGCGGGAGGCGACGGCCGCUUUCUCGACUUCCUUUGCCCGGCGUUGAAGAAGACCCUCAGAGCUGCUUCGGGCCCUAGGCGCUGAAUGACUGGCACGAGGAGUGCGCCUCGCACCUGCGUUGGUGUGUGAGAGUUGGGCUGGCAUGCCCACACGGCUGUGAAUUCGCUGUGUGAUUCAUGAUCCAGGAAACACUCCACCCCUUUCCUCCUUGGCACUUUCCCCACAUGACGGGAAGACGAGCUUCUGGUUAAAGACAAGCACCCAGAGUCCAAGGCCCCCUGCCCACCAUGAAGGGACCCUGCAUCAUCGCAUGGCUGUUCUCCAGCCUGGGGUGGUGGAGACUUGCCCAGCCAGAGACAGACGCAUCCCAGUGCCAGAGAGCAGAGCAUCCGGUCAUCUCCUAUAAAGAAAUUGGCCCCUGGUUACGGGAGUUCAGAGCGAAGAAUGCUGUGGAUUUCUCGCAGUUAACAUUUGAUCCAGGACAGAAAGAACUGGUUGUAGGAGCAAGAAACUACCUCUUCAGGUUACAGCUUGAGGAUCUGUCUCUGAUCCAGGCUGUGGAGUGGGAGUGUGAUGAAGCCACCAAGAAGGCCUGUUACAGCAAAGGCAAGUCCAAGGAGGAAUGUCAGAACUACAUCCGGGUACUGCUGGUGGGUGGCGACCGGUUAUUCACCUGCGGCACCAACGCUUUCACGCCUGUCUGCACCAACCGCACGCUGAGUAACCUGACAGAGAUCCACGAUCAGAUCAGCGGCAUGGCCCGCUGUCCCUACAGCCCCCAGCACAAUUCCACGGCCCUCCUCACGGCCGGCGGGGAGCUCUAUGCUGCGACGGCCAUGGAUUUCCCGGGGCGCGAUCCCGCCAUUUACCGAAGUCUGGGCAUCUUACCUCCUCUGCGCACUGCCCAGUACAACUCCAAGUGGCUCAACGAACCCAACUUCGUGUCAUCCUACGACAUCGGGAACUUCACCUACUUCUUUUUCCGCGAAAAUGCCGUGGAGCAUGACUGUGGGAAGACGGUGUUCUCCCGAGCGGCCCGGGUGUGUAAGAACGACCUCGGGGGCCGGUUCCUGCUGGAGGACACGUGGACCACGUUCAUGAAGGCGCGCCUCAACUGCUCGCGCCCCGGCGAGGUCCCUUUCUACUACAACGAGCUGCAGGGCACUUUCUUCCUGCCGGAGCUGGACUUGAUCUAUGCCAUCUUUACCACCAAUGUGAAUAGCAUCGCUGCCUCGGCCGUGUGUGUCUUCAACCUGAGUGCCAUCUCGCAGGCCUUUAAUGGACCCUUCAAGUACCAGGAGAACUCCCGGUCCGCCUGGCUGCCGUAUCCCAACCCCAACCCCAACUUCCAGUGCGGCACCGUGGACCAGGGCCUGUACGUGAACCUGACGGAGAGGAACCUGCAGGAUGCGCAGAAGUUCAUUCUGAUGCAUGAGGUGGUGCAGCCGGUGACCGCCGUGCCCUCCUUCAUGGAGGACAACAGCCGCUUCUCCCACGUGGCCGUCGACGUGGUGCAGGGCCGGGACGCGCUCGUCCACAUCAUCUAUUUGGCCACAGAUUACGGCUCCAUCAAGAAGGUGCGGGCGCCCUUGACUCAGACCUCGGGCGGCUGUUUGCUGGAAGAGAUUGAGCUCUUCCCCGAGAGGCGGCCGGAGCCCAUCAGGAGCCUGCAGAUCCUCCACAGCCAGAGCGUCCUGUUCGUGGGUCUUCGGGAGCACGUGGCCAAGAUCCCGCUGAAGAGGUGCCAGUUCUACCGCACUCGCAGCACCUGCAUUGGGGCCCAGGACCCCUACUGUGGCUGGGAUGUGGUGAUGAAGAAAUGCACGAGCCUGGAGGAGAGCCUGAGCAUGACGCAGUGGGAGCAGAGCAUCGCCACCUGUCCUACGCGGAACCUCACCGUGGACGGGCGCUUCGGCGCGUGGUCUCCGUGGACACCCUGCUCGCACACGGACGGCAGCGCCGUGGGCUCCUGCCUCUGCCGCACCCGCUCCUGUGACAGCCCGGCCCCCCAGUGCGGCGGCUGGCCGUGCGAGGGCCCCCGCGUGGAGAUCGCCAACUGUUCCAGGAAUGGAGGCUGGACCCCCUGGACCUCGUGGUCUCCGUGCAGCACCACCUGCGGGAUCGGCUUCCAGGUGCGCCAGAGGUCCUGCAGCAACCCCACGCCCCGGCACGGGGGCCGGGUGUGUGUGGGACAGAACCGCGAGGAAAGGUACUGCAAUGAACAUCUGCUGUGCCCCCCCCACGUGUUCUGGACCGGCUGGGGUCCCUGGGAACGGUGCACCGCGCAGUGCGGGGGCGGCAUUCAAGCUCGCCGCAGAACCUGCGAGAACGGGCCUGACUGUGCGGGCUGCAAUGUGGAGUACCAGCCUUGCAACACCAACCCGUGCCCCGAGCUGAAGAAGACCACGCCCUGGACCCCAUGGACACCUGUCAACAUCUCUGACAACGGGGGCCACUAUGAGCAGCGCUUUCGGUACACAUGCAAGGCCCGGCUGCCUGAUCCAAAUUUGCUGGAAGUGGGGAGACAGAGGAUUGAGAUGCGGUACUGUUCUAGCGACGGCACCAGCGGGUGCUCCACUGACGGUCUUUCUGGAGACUUCCUGCGUGCUGGGCGAUACUCCGCCCACACGGUCAACGGGGCCUGGUCGGCCUGGACGUCAUGGUCACAGUGCAGCCGAGACUGCAGCCGAGGCAUUCGGAACCGGAAGCGCGUUUGCAACAACCCAGAGCCCAAGUACGGGGGCCUGCCCUGCCUGGGCCCGUCCCUGGAGUACCAGGAGUGCAACAUCCUGCCCUGCCCAGUGGAUGGCAUGUGGUCCUGCUGGUCGCCCUGGUCAAAGUGCUCGGCGACGUGUGGAGGUGGACACUACAUGAGGACACGCUCGUGCACAAACCCAGCCCCCGCCUACGGAGGGGACAUCUGCCUGGGGCUGCACACGGAAGAGGCACUCUGCAACACGCAGCCCUGCCCCGAGAGCUGGUCGGAGUGGUCAGACUGGUCCGAGUGUGAUGUGUCUGGAGUCCAGAUCCGCGUCCGCCAGUGCGUUCUUCUCUACCCCGUGGGCGGCCAGUGUUCCGGAAACACCACAGAGAGCCGGCCAUGUGUUUUUGAUUCCAAUUUCAUCCCAGAAGUAUCAGUGGCGAGAUCCAGCAGCAUAGAAGAGAAAAGGUGUGGCGAGUUCAGCGUGUUCCACAUGAUUGCCGUGGGGCUGAGCAGCUCCAUCCUGGGCUGCCUUCUUACGCUGCUCGUCUACACCUACUGCCAGCGGUACCAGCAGCAGUCCCAUGACGCCACCGUCAUCCACCCCGUUGCGCCCGCCCCUCUCAACACCAGCAUAACCAACCACAUCAACAAACUGGACAAGUAUGACUCAGUGGAGGCCAUCAAGGCAUUUAACAAAAACAACUUGAUCCUGGAGGAAAGAAACAAAUAUUUCAACCCACAUCUCACUGGGAAGACCUAUUCCAACGCCUACUUCACAGAUCUCAAUAACUAUGAUGAGUACUAAGAGCUCUUCUAUUUUUGGCUUCUUGUAAUUCCCCAGUUCCUCGAGGCCUGCUCUCCACGCCUGCCCAUGUCUCCAACACUUCAGAGAUGGAGUUUGGAAACAUUCCAAGUGCAUUUCAAGCCACACGUAUCCCAUCGCUGCCAAAAACGCUCGUCCUUAAAAGCAACAAAUCGUCUAAAUAUGGCAUCAUGAAAAUCUGUUCUACAAUUCUCCGUCAUUGUUUAAUGAGCCAUGGUGUGAAAUUUCUUAAUUGUGUUGAGUCCAUUUUUCUAACGAGUCAGUUGUUUUCUUGAGCUUUUUUGUAAAUGCACCACCCACAUUGGAAGGAGUCUUUAGAAAUAUGAACAUCCUCUUGCUCAUGAGUGCAAAUCUUCAUGAUGAUAUAAUUCAAGAAAAUCGGCACUUUAUGUGAGAGCCCACCCCCCAACCUCCACCUGGUUUAUAAUAUUGAUAAAAUGAAGAAUAUGAAUGUGGCCGUACAAAGACUCACCAUGGAGCUCCAUCUUCUCGGUCUGGAUUAUCCUGUGUGUGUUUGGACCUGGAAUGAUUUUUGCCUGAGGACACCGGAGAUUCAACUUGGCUUGCAGAGGUGAUGGUGUGGAGGGUGAGGUGCCCGCCCUUGGUCUUGACGCGGUCACUGUGUUUUCUCUGGGGGAGGGGAGUGUUAAGGGCAGAGGUACAGACUCCGUGAAGGGGGCACGUGGUCUACAGAUUCCUGUGAAGCCAGCCUUAUUCUGACGUAUGGAUGUCAUGACAUUUCAGGGAGCUCCUUGCCACGUGGUUGGUUUGGAAGCCCACCUCUCUGGUCCAGAGUAGCAUCCCCAAGAAACACUCCAUAAAAUAACCACUUGUUUAGCAUUUGGAUAAUAGACUCUACACCUGUCCUUUCUCUGCAAAGAAGAAUCUUGAACAUUCAUGAUGCCAAUGAAGAAAGUCUUGAAAGGACUGAAAUAGAAUUGAAAACAACUUUUUUUUUUUUUCCAUGUUAUGGAAAGUUUUGAAAGAACUGACGUUUAAUGAAAAGCAACUUUUUUUUUUUUAAUUUUACAUUGCCCUGAUAGAACUCCUGUAUGGCAGUCAGCCUCUAACAACAGCAUUGAUGAUGUGCAAAGUUGGCUUUCUGCAGCUCAUUGCUGUACCUAUUGAAAUGCUCCCCAUGGAGUUCCCCUCGUGGCCCAGUGGUUAACGAAUCCAACUAGGAACCAUGAGGUUGCGGGUUCGAUCCCUGCCUUUGCUCAGUGGGUUAAGGAUCCAGCGUUGCCGUGAUCUGUGGUGUAGGUUGCAGACGAGGCUCGGAUCCCGAGUGGCUGUGGCUCUGGCGUAGGCCGGCGGCUACAGCUCCGAUUAGGCCCCUAGCCUGGGAACCUCCAUAUGCUGCGGGAGUGGCCCAAGAAAUGGCAAAAAGACAAAAACAGGAAAAAAAAAUGAAAUGCUCCCCAUGUACCAAGCUGUCAUUUGCUGCCUCCAGGUCAGGUGAGGAGAUGUUUGGCUCUGGUGCCUUUUGUUUUUUUAUCUCAGUGCUGCCUUCCCAUCCACCCACUCCCCCUUCUCCCUGCAUGGGGGCAACAGCAUUUCCAGAAGUACCUUGAGAAAUCAGGGUGUCCGGUUUUUAAUGAUCCCUGUAGUUCUGAGCUUCAAUCAUUCAUCAGCAUUUCAGAGGUGUUAUGAUACUAUUUGGUGGUGUCCCCAGAAGAAGAAAAAAUAAAACAGGAUAGGGAGUUCCCAUCGUGGCUUAAUAGAAACGAAUCUAAGAUCCACAAGGAUCCCUGGCCUUGUUCAGUGGGUUAAGGAUCCAGCUUUGCCCUGAGCUUUGGUGUAGGUUGCAGACUCUUCUCGGGUCCUGCAAUGCUGUGGCUGUGGCAUAGGCCAGUGGCUACAGCUCCGAUUCAACCCCUAGCCUGGGAACUUCCCUAUACCAUGGAUGCAGCCCUAAAAAG